Mesocricetus auratus (golden hamster) is the source of this 1050-nucleotide messenger RNA. It is a transcript of the gene Fgf8, whose product is annotated as fibroblast growth factor 8. Gene Ontology annotation, cellular component: cytoplasm. The coding region runs from base 1 to 894 and encodes 297 amino acids. Gene Ontology annotation, molecular function: growth factor activity; type 1 fibroblast growth factor receptor binding; type 2 fibroblast growth factor receptor binding. The record is from RefSeq and is a predicted model, not a curated record. Gene Ontology annotation, biological process: neuron differentiation; heart morphogenesis; fibroblast growth factor receptor signaling pathway. The transcript is spliced from 6 exons. Lineage: Eukaryota; Metazoa; Chordata; Mammalia; Rodentia; Cricetidae.
AUGGGCAGCCCCCGCUCCGCGCUGAGCUGCCUGCUGUUGCACUUGCUGGUUCUCUGCCUCCAAGCCCAGGUAAGGAGCGCUGCGCAGAGGCGGGGGCCGGGCGCGGGGGACCCAGCUGACACUGUCGGGCAGGGACACGAGGACCGACCCUUCGGCCAGCGCAGCAGGGCUGGAAAGAACCUUACAAAUCCAGCCCCAAACUACCCCGAGGAGGGAUCUAAGGAACAGAGAGACAGUGUCCUGCCUAAAGUCACACAGCGAGAAGGCCCGGGCGGGGGGCCUGCGCUGGGCAGGGAGCCCGCUUCCCUGCUCCGAGCUGGCCGGGAGCCCCAGGGUGUUUCCCAACAGCAUGUGAGGGAGCAGAGCCUGGUGACCGAUCAGCUCAGCCGCCGCCUCAUCCGGACCUACCAGCUCUACAGCCGCACCAGCGGGAAGCACGUGCAGGUCCUGGCCAACAAGCGCAUCAACGCCAUGGCAGAAGACGGAGACCCCUUCGCAAAGCUCAUUGUGGAGACGGACACUUUCGGAAGCAGAGUUCGAGUCCGUGGAGCAGAGACAGGGCUCUACAUCUGCAUGAACAAGAAGGGGAAGCUAAUUGCCAAGAGCAACGGCAAAGGCAAGGACUGCGUGUUCACCGAGAUCGUGCUGGAGAACAACUACACGGCCCUGCAGAACGCCAAGUACGAGGGCUGGUACAUGGCCUUUACCCGCAAGGGCCGGCCCCGCAAGGGCUCCAAGACGCGCCAGCACCAGCGCGAGGUGCACUUCAUGAAGCGGCUUCCCCGGGGCCACCACACCACCGAGCAGAGUCUGCGCUUCGAGUUCCUCAACUACCCGCCCUUCACGCGCAGCCUGCGGGGCAGCCAGAGGACUUGGGCCCCGGAGCCCCGAUAGGCGCCCUCCCGGCCCCUCCCUGCACCGCCGGCUGCGGACUCCAGAGAGAGAUCAAUGGGCCAAUGGGCUCUGCGAAGGGGAGGAGCUGGGGAGCUGUCUUCUAGUUGUGGAUAUUGUUUGCUGUUGGGUUUUGUUUUUUGUUUUUGUUUUUUAACA